UUGAUUCUACCGCCCAAUGUGAAUCCAGGAUUUCGGUGUACCAUGUGAUCGCUGUUAUCACGUGACUUUGGUGACAUCAGCGGCCCUUUAGAUAGUUAGGAACUAGCUAGUUACUACCGAGGUAUGGAUUGAUAGUGAUACCCGGGAAACAUGGACCUGCAACCGGAGGAGAUAUAAUUUACCCCUUUUAGCGUGGCAAGAGAUUUAUGGACUUGUACAUGAUGAAUUGUGAGUUAUUAGCAACUUGCAGUGCCUUGGGGUACUUGGAAGGAGACACUUACCAUAAAGAACCUGAUUGCCUGGAGAGUGUGAAAGAUUUAAUUCGCUACUUGCGACAUGAGGAUGAUACACGAGAUAUCCGUCAACAGUUGGGAGCUGCACAGAUUCUGCAAAAUGAUUUGGUCCCUUUGGUCAUCCAGCACCAUCAAGACAAGCAGCUAUUUGAUGCCAAUGUGCGGCUAAUGGUAAACCUCACUCAGCCAGCUCUCCUGUGCUUUGGAAAGGUUCCCCAGGACCCUACAUUUAGACAUCAUUAUCUGCAGAUUGUAUCCUACUUACAAGCUUACAAGGAGGCCUUUGCAAAUGAGAAGCUGUUUGGAGUAUUGAGCGAAAAGUUGUAUGAUUUGCUGCAAUUGGACUGGGAGAAUCGUGAAGAGGAACAUAAUCUACUUAUUGAAAGGAUUCUUCUAUUAGUUCGUAAUAUUCUUCAUGUGCCUGCUGAUCCGGAGGAAGAAAAGAGUGUGGACGAUGAUGCCAGCACCCAUGAUAGAGUGCUCUGGGCUAUCCAUAUGAGCGGAAUGGAUGACCUUAUCAAAUUUCUUGCUAGCUCUGAAACAGAACAACAGUGGAGCAUGCAUGUGAUGGAAGUUGUUUCUCUUAUGUUCAGAGACCAGAAUGCAGAGCAUUUGGCUGCUACUGGUCAGGCAAGAUCUACUACAGAAAAAUCUGCUGAUGUGAAAAACCUUGAAAUAUUAAGACAAAGAGAACUGGCAGAGAAAAAGAGUAGGGUAUUCCAACGUGGCACACGGCAUUCUCGUUUUGGUGGUUCUUAUAUUGUACAAGGCUUGAAAUCCAUAGGAGACAAAGAUGUUAUUUAUCACAAGGGUCUUCAUAAUUUUAAGAAUUAUUCUCAUGACCUUGGAAAAGAAAUUAAAAGAGUUCCCAAGAGAAAGCAACAAGCUAAGGAUACAGAAAAGAAACGUCGCUCUGCAUUAAAUGUACGUCUGUUUCUGAAAGAAUUUUGUAUAGACUUCUUGGAAAACUGUUACAACAGGCUAAUGUACAUUGUUAAGGAUAACCUGAUUCGUGAGAAGGGCCAGCAGCAUGAUGAGACGUAUUAUUUGUGGUCUAUCGCUUUCUUCAUGGCCUUUAAUCGUCUCUACCGGUUCCGACCAGAACUUGUGUCUGAGACUGUUAGCAUUCGAACCUUUCUUAUAGAGCAAAAUCUUACAAACUACUAUGAAAUGAUGUUGACUGACAAGAAGGAAGGCCACCUCAUGGGCACGCAGGACAAAGAGUGCUCAAAUCAGGAAUUUCCACACUCAAAGUUCGCAGACAAGAAUCCAUCUCCUGAAAGCACCAUGACAGGAUUGCAACAGGACCAAUUAUCACAAAUUGUAUCCAAGAUGAGUAAAUUACCCUCUAAAACAGAUAUAGACUCCCUAAAAGAGCUGAUAAAAACGGAGAUCUCAGAUCUUAGGAAAGACAUUACAGACAUAGGACCUACACUAGCUGAAACAGAGGACAUGAUGGAAGAGGAAGAAGAGGAGGAAGUAGAGGAAGAGGAGCUUACUUCUGUUCAAGUCUCUGAGAAGGAAUUUAACUUUUUGGAUUAUAUGAAACGAUUUGCAAGCUCCAAUGUCGUGAAGGCAUACUUUCUGUUGCUUAAGAAAUAUCAGCAGAACAGUGCUCACAAGAACCACUGCCUGGUGAAAAUGCUACAUCGCAUUGCUUAUGAUCUCAAGAUGAGGGCAUUGCUCUUUCAGCUGUCUGUCUUCUGCCUUUUCAACCAUAUCCUUAUUGACCCUGCAGCUGGUGCAUACAAAGAAUUGGUAGCUUUUGCAAAAUACAUCCUAAAUAAGUUCUUUGCUCUGGCUGCCACAAACAACAAAGCAUAUGUAGAGCUGCUGUUCUGGAAGAACACAGCAUUUGUGCGGGAGAUGACUGAGGGCUACUGGAAGCCGGAGAGUUGAAGACAGGUGAUGAUCAAAAAACGAUUAAAAUGGACUCCAGAGGAGGAGGAAGAGCUCAGGUACUUUAUUUUGCAGUAUAAGGAGGUGGAAGAUACAGAUGUGGUGGAUAAUAUACUAGCUAACCUGAAGCCUGGAAGCAGAACUAGAAAGCAAAUUAUAAAUCAUCUGGUGCAGAUGGGACUUGCUGAGAGCGUCAAGGACUUCAAAAAGGAGACCAAGGGAACACGUGUUGUGCUUUGGACUGAGGACCAAGAGAUGGAACUGCAGCGCCUCUAUGAGGAAUUUCAAGAGAGUGAUGACAUUCUGGGAAACAUAAUGAAGAAUGUGACAGCAAAGCGUUCCAAGGCUAGAAUUGUUGAUAAACUUAUAAGCAUGGGACUGGUGUCCGAACGUAAAGAACUUUACAAGAAAAGAAAAAGAAAAGGGAAGUCCUCGGGCAUGUCUGAAGAGGAGUUUCUUCGUGACUUGGGAAUAGAUGGAAAAGAUAAUGAAAUGGAGGAUUAUGAGGAAGAGGAAGAAGAUAAUGAGACUGAAGAAGAAUGGGAAGACACAAAGGUGGAGGAGAAAGCAAAGGAAAGGUCAGAGAAAAAGACAGACUAUGCUGUAGAUAAGAAGAUACAACACAUUGUGCGUACAUUGGAACAGGAGGGUUUAUCUAGCCCCAUAAUUUGGCUCCAAAACUGUUUGAACCGCACUGCAGAAGACCGAGAAGAGGAUGGAUCUUCUCAGUCUGUUCCCCUUGUGCCUUUAACUGAGGACAAUGAGGAUGCGAUGGAAAUGAAAACAUUCCAAACGCUGUUAAAAAAGUUGGGUAUUAGACCACCAGCUAAUGAGCAGGAAUCGUUUUGGCGUAUCCCAGCUAAGCUGAGCCCUGAACAGCUACGUAAGGCAGCAGCCUCUCUUGUUCCAACAUCUACAGAUGAUGCAGCUGAAAUCGGUGAGGUCUGUGAGGAGCAGGAGCCCACCUUAGAGCAGAGAGCAGAAGCGUUACGUGCUCUGUUACUUAAACGAAAGAAAAAGACUACAAAAGACGUUGAAGAAAAUGAGGAACCAGACCAGCCAGCCCCAGACACUUCCUCAGAACCAGACGUUCUAGCUAAUAGGAGUCAGGUUGUACCCGUGCUCUGUGGGGAUGACUGUGGCCAUUCUUCCGCUCGUUCUUGA
This is a messenger RNA of Bombina bombina (fire-bellied toad), 3356 nucleotides long. It is a transcript of the gene TIMELESS, whose product is annotated as timeless circadian regulator. NCBI's taxonomy places the organism in Eukaryota, Metazoa, Chordata, Amphibia, Anura, Bombinatoridae. Gene Ontology annotation, biological process: replication fork arrest; DNA repair; DNA replication checkpoint signaling. Gene Ontology annotation, cellular component: replication fork protection complex. The record is from RefSeq and is a predicted model, not a curated record. Gene Ontology annotation, molecular function: DNA binding.